Molecule: messenger RNA, 645 nt
Organism: Ilex paraguariensis (yerba mate)
Lineage: Eukaryota; Viridiplantae; Streptophyta; Magnoliopsida; Aquifoliales; Aquifoliaceae
Source: the annotation of a GenBank genome assembly
AUGGCUUCUAUACACCAGUGCUCAUAUUUGUGCCUAGCCUUGCUCAUCCUAUUCGGAGUUUGGGCUUCUCAAGCUUCCUCUCGCCUUCUCAAUGAUGAGCAAUCCAUGUCGGACAGACACGAGCAAUGGAUGGCUCAUUAUGGGCGCGUUUACAUAGACAUAGAAGAGAAGGAUAGACGUUUUUCUCCAAUCAACAAAAGGUGUUGCUGGUCAUUUUCAGCAGUGGCAGCUAUGGAAGGCAUUACCCAACUCACAACUGGAAAGCUAGUAUCUCUAUCCGAGCAAGAGCUUGUGGACUGUGAUGUUAGAAGUGAUGAUCAAGGUUGUCAAGGUGGUUUGCUGGACACUGCCUUCCAAUUCAUCAAACAAAACAAAGGGCUCACUACAAAGUCUAAUUACCCAUACACCGGACGGACUUGUAAUACCAAGAAGGCAGCUACUCCAGCAGCCAAGAUAAUUGGGUACGAAGACGUGCCAUCUAAUAGUGAGAAAGCUCUAUUGCAAGCAAUUGCAAGCUCUAUUGGGACAUGUGACACACAGCUUGACCAUGGUGUCACGGCAGUUGGGUAUGGUACUACCACUGAUGGGACUAAAUACUGGCUUGUGAAGAAUUCAUGGGGCACAGGUUGGAGUGAGAAUGGUUAG